AUGAGAGGUUGUCGAGUCCUUUCCGCUGCACUGGCAUUCGCAUUCUGUCUUGCUAGCGAAAGUGCUUUCAGCGUCAAUGACGAUCUAUUCGCCUUUCCGCAGUAUGAUAUCCAGCUCCUAGACUCGUAUGUCCUAGACUCCGAGCCUUUAGCUACUUUACACUCGAACCAAUAUACGCCUGAGAAGUCCAAGGCGGCCAAAUCCCAUUCUCACGAUGUAUCGUCCUAUCGACCCCAUGGCUCACCCGAUGGCCCUACGCUAGAUGCGGAUGAGAUAUCCACUGGGACUUACGAGCGCAUCCUUCUUCAUGGGUAUCCCCAUAUUUGCCAUAUCCCAGAACCCAGAGUCAGCGCCGGCAAUGACACGACGCCCGAGCACUCUGCGGCAGACCGCGAAAAGGAGUUGGAGCGCGCUGUCAGUCGAGCGUCGCAGCUCCUUCAGGAAAUGGCGUCCAACCAGUGCCUUUAUUAUUCUACCGGCUGGUGGACUUAUUCGUUCUGCUACAAUGGACAGGUGACACAAUUUCAUGCGCUUCCACCGGGCACAAACGGCAGACUGUGGCCACCGCAGGAAGAUCCGACAACACCGAGUUAUGUCCUGGGCAAGUUCAACAGUGAUGGCAGUGAAGGUUCGCCUUCGGAGGGGCAUGCAGACCGUAGUCCAUCGACAGAGGUACGGUCGAAGGCGGAGACAAACUACCUGGUUCAACGGUUGGAAGGCGGAACCAGAUGUGACCUUACGGGAAACGACCGAAAGGUUGAGGUACAGUUUCAUUGUAAUCCCCAGGUGACCGAUCGAAUUGCUUGGAUCAAAGAGACCGCGACUUGUUCAUAUCUCAUGAUCAUCUAUACACCACGCUUGUGUAACGAUGUCACCUUCCAGCCACCAAAGGAGACCCGGGUUCAUCCAAUCACUUGCAGGGAAAUCAUUUCGGAAGACGACAUAUCGUCGUGGGAAACUAGACGCCUGAACAUGAAAUACCGCCAAGCUUUCGGUGAAGACCAGAAUCCACACGAGCAUGUCAUGCUGGGAAAUGUGGAAUUGGGUGCCGGGAAGUAUGUGGGCAACGAUGGGAAGAGGUUGGAACGAGGGCGAAUAGUGUUGACGCAGGACGAAAGAGCCGAAACGGUGAUCAUGCAGAAGAAUGGUCAAAUCUCUAGUCUUUCCAAGGCAGAGCUCAAAAAGCUUGAUCUCAGCCCAGAAGACGUUGACACAUUUCGCAAAGAGCUCCAGAAACUGGCAGGCACAAAAGACUGGAAAAUCGAACGGUUGGAUGAUGUCGAUGGACAUGUUCAGCUGCGCGGAGUCGUAAGUGCCGAUGACGAUGAGGAGAAGGCCAAAAAAGAUUCUUCCGAAAAGAAGCCUGAGGAAAAGGAACCUAUAGAAACGGAGCCUGUGCAAAAGCAGCCUGAUGAACAAGAGCCUGUGGAAAAGGAGCCUCCGGAAUCUGGAAGUGAAGAGGAAUACAUCGACGAAAUUUGA
This is a messenger RNA of Exophiala dermatitidis NIH/UT8656, 1482 nucleotides long. RefSeq names its product amplified in osteosarcoma. The transcript has 2 exons. NCBI's taxonomy places the organism in Eukaryota, Fungi, Ascomycota, Eurotiomycetes, Chaetothyriales, Herpotrichiellaceae. Gene Ontology annotation, cellular component: endoplasmic reticulum lumen. The coding region runs from base 1 to 1482 and encodes 493 amino acids. The record is from RefSeq and is a predicted model, not a curated record. Gene Ontology annotation, biological process: retrograde protein transport, ER to cytosol; endoplasmic reticulum unfolded protein response.